This is a messenger RNA of Paramisgurnus dabryanus, 1897 nucleotides long. Its product is annotated as C-type mannose receptor 2-like. The record is from RefSeq and is a predicted model, not a curated record. NCBI's taxonomy places the organism in Eukaryota, Metazoa, Chordata, Actinopteri, Cypriniformes, Cobitidae.
GUGUUUGUUUUUCAGGAAUGACUCAAACUUUAUAUUUCAGCGUUCUUCUCAUCGCUCUCUGUUCAUUAUCUGAAUGCAUUCAGCACCGCUAUCACCACAUAAACAUGAAUAAGACCUGGACUGAAGCUCAGAAAUACUGCAGAGAAAACUACACAGAUCUGGCCACAGUCAACAACAUCAAUGACAUGAAACAACUGAUCAUGAGUGUGAAUAACAGCCUGUUGACUAACAUUAAGGAUUUGUUUGUCUGGAUUGGAUUGAUGAAUACAGGUGUUUAUAAAUGGAAGUGGUCUCUGGGUGAUCCUGUGAAUUAUGUAAACUGGUCUAAUGGAGACUCAAAUGGUCCAGGUCAUUGUGUUUAUAUGAGAGAUGGAUCAUGGCGUCAUCAGGACUGUAGUGUGAACAAGAGAUUCAUCUGCUACAAUGAGAACAGUAAAGGAUUCAUCAUUGAAACAUCUGUUAAAACAUGGAGAGCCGCUCAGAUCUUCUGCAGACAGCAUCAUACUGAUCUGACCAGUGUGAGGAAUCAGACUGAGAAUCAACAGAUUCAGAAGAUCAUGAAUGACACAAACAUAUCUGAAGUCUGGAUUGGUCUGUUCAGUGACUCAUGGGAGUGGUCAGAUCAGAGCGACUCCACAUUCAGAUACUGGAACUUUGGUGAACCUAAUGGAGGAAAGAGACCACAAUGUACAUCAGUCAAUGUAAAAAGGCAGAAAAAAAUGUAUGAUGCAGGUUGUUAUAAACCCGUCACAUUUGUGUGUUAUAAAGCUCUUUCUACACCUUCUGGAUUGGAAAUAAACACCUCUUUGGGAACGACCCCUCAUGCUGAAGAUCUUUGGGAGGAAGAGGUGGUGACACAGUUACCCGAGGCAGACGAUAAUCUGAUAUUGAUUCAGAAGAAUCUGAGCUGGUCUGAAGCUCUGAGAUACUGCAGAGAGAAUCAUGUGGAUCUGGUUUCAGUUGAUUCAGAAGAGAUUCAGCGCUGGGUGACAGACGUGAUUGAUGAGUCCUCUACUGACGCCGUGUGGAUGGGGUUACGUCACUCCUGUGCUGUUGGUCUUUGGUUCUGGGUGAAUGGAGAGAUGGUCUGCUAUCAGAAUUGGGCUCCAGGGAACGAAACUGCAGUGGAUGACUGUGACCAUGAAGUGAAAUCUGGAGCAGUUCAGACCGGUGAUGACAAUCUUCGCUGGAUAAGCAUUCCUGAAUCUGGCAAACUCAACUUCAUCUGCAGCAGAAAAUGAUCAAAUCAUUUGUGUCUAUCACUUCACGUGAAACACAUUUUUGUUCCUGAUAUAUUUUCUGUUUUAGAGUUUGUAUUAAGAUUUGUUGUUAAAGUUGAAGAAUUUUACAGGCAUUUGCAGAUUAAAUACAACUUUGCAUUGUGCCAUCUCAAGCUAAUUUAGUAUAUUUUUAUUUUGGGAUAAAACUUAUUUUCUAUGAUCAUUUUGUAAUCAAGUUUGUAAUCUUUACAGUUCCUGACCAUUUUGUGAACUGUUGAAUUAUGUAAAAUUAAUGUGUAAGUUGUAUUUUGGAGUUAACUCAUCAAUUAAGAGAAAACGCUGGUAACACUUUAUUUUACGACCCGCAAAGUACCGCGUAAUUAAACCGAAUUUACAGCGUACCUAUUUGUAACAACAGAGUACCUCUAUAGUAUGUACUUGUAGUUAUAAGGGAACAAUAUUUUAAGUUUGGGGUAAUAAGGGGGUAAGAAUAUAUGGAAAAUUAUUCUCUAAGUAUUUCACUACAAGGUACCUAUUGUAAUAUUACGUGGUAUGUAUGACUUAUGUCUAUGGGUAAUAUGGUCUAUGUGUAAUAUGUUUUUUUUUCAUAUUUGCUACUUACCUGAUGAAGUGUUUUGUAUAGCCUACAGUUGAUGUCUACAAGCCACGUCGGCAAA